AUGCAAAAAUGUAGACAUUCUAAUUGGAAUGAUGGUUUCGCCUCUGUUCUUCAAUGUAUAGACUAUGUAGAUGUAUUCACAACAAUAGAAACUGUAGAAUCAACUUCAAAGGAGGCAAUCUCAAAUCAGUUAUCUCAAUUACCUGAACAACAUCAACAAAUAUCACGAACAUUUUCUACUAAUUUGUACAGACCAGCUGAUUAUAGAAUAUGUGGAGAUUUGAAUGAUUUUCCACAGAAUGAAUUUUACUCAGUCAACUCAGUUUUAUUCCUUAUAUUUCAUACAGCUCCUAAAAGUGUGAAAGUAAAGCAUGGUCAACAAAUAGGAUUCACUGGCCAGUUUACAUUCGAGCUAAAAAACUAUGUAGAUGUAUUCACAACAAUAGAAACUGUAGAAUCAACUUCAAAGGAGGCAAUCUCAAAUCAGUUAUCUCAAUUACCUGAACAACAUCAACAAAUAUCACGAACAUUUUCUACUAAUUUGUACAGACCAGCUGAUUAUAGAAUAUGUGGAGAUUUGAAUGAUUUUCCACAGAAUGAAUUUUACUCAGUCAACUCAGUUUUAUUCCUUAUAUUUCAUACAGCUCCUAAAAGUGUGAAAGUAAAGCAUGGUCAACAAAUAGGAUUCACUGGCCAGUUUACAUUCGAGCUAAAAAGUAAGUUAUGA
Messenger RNA from Heterobilharzia americana, 666 nucleotides. The record is from the annotation of a GenBank genome assembly. Lineage: Eukaryota; Metazoa; Platyhelminthes; Trematoda; Strigeidida; Schistosomatidae.